GAUCAACGUUUCUCCGACAGCACUCGAAGGCAGCACAGAGAUAGCGCUGCUCCUCUGCUCCAGUCAGUAUCCACUCCGAGGUGUGCUCUCCGCUGAGUUGCACACGGAGGAGAGCCUCUCGACAAGUUUCAACCUGGAAAUACCGUCCCUCUGGCUCCAGCGAAAGGCAGUUUUAUUUUCUCGCAAUUUUGUUUCGAAAGAGAGGGAAUUCUGCGGAGGAGGAUAGUAGUCCCCCCAGAGCAGAACACAACAGCAACUGGCGUGAGCGCCGCCUGUGAGCCUUGUUGUCCCGGGGGAGCCUUUUUUUUUUGUUUGGGGUUAACCUCACUGUGAAUACCAUUGGCGCGGUUUCCUUCAGCCUGGAGUGUAACUGAGAAAAUAUUCCCAAAUACUUUCUGCCUGACGUGUUUGAGUCCGCCGGGUUGAGCUGUGAUGAGGAGAGCAUUUAACAGCGGUGAAGCGCCAGACGGAGACAGCGAAAGCUAAGCUCAUCUCACCAGCCAACGGUGGUCCCCCCCCCCGACCGCAGCCUCGACCGCUGAAACACAGUCUUUUCUCCUCUCUCAUUACUCCCCACAUUCCUCUCUCCCUUUGCUUUCUCCCCUGUCAUCCUCCCUCUUGCCUCCACAUGUGAUUUCUUUUAUAUCGUUCGUCUUUCUCCCUCCUGAUCUACCUCUUCACAUCCUCCCUCCCUCUCCCUCCCCCUCCCCUCCCUCUCCGCCUCUCUGGCAGGCUGCUCAUUGCAGUGAGUCAGUAUCAUGGAGGCAGGCAGCGGGGCUGCCGCAGCGGUGGGGAGUGCAGCACUAGGACUGCUGGGAGCCACAGCCACGUCCAGCCAUGACAUCCUGGACAGGGGCCUGAGGCCUGGACGUCACCUGGAGGACGACGAUAUUGUGCCUGAGCUGGCUCACAUUCAUCCCAGAGAGAGACCUGACUGGGAGGAGACCAUCAGUGCCAUGGCUAGGAGUGCAGAGAUCCCUGAGCUGAGGACGGAGCCUCUCAUGCGCUCCUGCAGCAGCAGCACGGCCAGCAUGAAGGUCAAGAAUGUCAAGAAACUUUGCUUCACCAAGGGCCACUUCCCAAAACUGGCAGAGUGUGCUCACUUCCACUAUGAAAAUGUGGACUUUGGCACAAUUCAGUUGACCCUUGGAGACGAACAGUGUGAAGUGACACGGAAUGGCUAUGAGUCUAAAGAGCUGGUGUACUUAGUUCAUAUUUACUGCCAGGGUCGGAGUUGGAUUGUGAAGCGCAGCUAUGAGGAUUUCCGUGUCCUGGACAAGCACCUUCAUCUCUGCAUCUAUGACCGACGCUUUUCCCAGCUGCCUGAGCUGCCUCGAUUGGACAGUCUGACUGAUCAGUCAGAGUCAGUUUCCCAGAUGUUGUUAGCUUACCUCUCCCGGCUCUCAGCCAUCGCUGACAACAAGAUCAACUGUGGACCUGCCCUCACAUGGAUGGAGGUCGACAAUAAGGGAAACCAUCUGUUGGUCCAUGAAGAGUCGUCCAUCAAUGUGCCAGCUAUUGCUGCUGCCCACGUCAUCAAGCGCUACAUCGCCCAGGCCUCAGACGAGCUGUCCUUUGAGGUUGGUGACAUUGUGUCAGUGAUCGACAUGCCCCCUAAAGAAGACACCACAUGGUGGAGAGGCAAGCAUGGCUUUCAGGUUGGCUUCUUUCCCAGCGAGUGUGUGGAGCUCAUAAAUGAUAAAGUGCCGCAGUCCAUGACCAACACGGUGCCAAAACCAGCCUCCCCCUGCUCUGGCCUGCAGCCUGCUUCUUGGAGUCUCUUCCCUCCUUACUUGGAGAUGGAGAGUGUAAUACAGGACAAUGCAUGGGUGGCCGACCCGCUAAACCACUACAGCCUAAGUUCAGUGUCUAAGAAACACGGCAAGCUGAUCACCUUCUUGCGCUCCUUCAUGAAGUCCAGGCCCACCAAGCAGAAGCUGAAGCAGAGAGGCAUCCUCCGGGAGAGGGUGUUCGGCUGCGAUCUGGGAGAACACCUCCUCAACUCAGGACAUGAUGUGCCCCAGGUCCUCAAGAGCUGCACCGAGUUCAUCGAGAAGCAUGGUGUGGUGGACGGCAUCUACCGCCUCUCUGGAAUUGCCUCAAAUAUCCAGAAAUUGCGGCACGAGUUUGACUCGGAGCAGAUCCCCGACCUGACCAAAGAUGUUUACAUCCAGGACAUCCACUGUGUUGGCUCGCUGUGUAAGCUCUACUUCAGAGAGCUGCCCAACCCCCUGCUCACCUACCAGCUCUACGAGAAAUUCUCUGAUGCAGUAUCAGCAGCAACGGACGAAGAACGACUCAUCAAAAUCCAUGAUGUCAUCCAGCAGCUUCCUCCGCCGCAUUACAGGACCCUUGAGUUCCUCAUGAGGCACCUUUCCCGGCUGGCAGCGUUCAGCUACAUUACCAACAUGCACAGCAAAAACCUAGCCAUCGUCUGGGCGCCCAACCUGCUGAGGUCUAAACAGAUCGAAUCUGCAUGCUUCAGCGGCACUGCAGCGUUUAUGGAAGUCCGAAUCCAGUCAGUCGUGGUGGAGUUCAUCCUCAACCAUGUGGAUGUUCUCUUCAGCACAAAACUCAGCACACUGAUCCGAGAGGGAGCAGGUCACAACUCAUUGUCAAGGCCCAAAUCCCUGCUGGUGUCAUCCCCCUCCACUAAACUGCUGAGUUUGGAGGAGGCCCAGGCCAGGACGCAGGCUCAGAUCAACUCUCCAGUUACUGAGGACAGCAAGUACAUUGAGGUGGGCGAAGGUCCGGCUGCCCUGCAGGGGAAGUUCCACACUGUCAUCGAGUUUCCCACCGAGAGGAAGAGGCCUCCUAUUAAAUCCAAGAAGUCUCCUGUGGGUAGUUGGCGUUCUUUCUUCAACCUAGGAAAGUCUUCCUCCAUGUCGAAGCGCAAGCUUCACCGCAACCCCAGUGAGCCCAAUGAACUGAAGGCCAUGGCACUUGCUGGAGGCAGAGGAGACACAACAACAUUAAGAUCAGCCAAAAGUGAAGAGUCACUGAGUUCCCUGCAUAACGUUGAAGGAGAGUCCAAAGUUUACCGUCCUCGGCGGCCGCGCUCCAGCAGUGAUGCCUUGUCGGCCUCCUUCAAUGGCGAGCUGCUGGACAGCCGACAGCACUGCAACUCCUACGACAACCUGGACGCCACAGAGGACAGCGACGGAGACGACGGGCCCAUCUGUGUGCCUGCCCUCAUCUCACCUCCCCGCUCAGCUGGUGAAGAUGUGGACCUCAGCCCGCCGGACAUUGGCAUGGCCUCCUUGGACUUUGAUCCCAUGUCUUUCCAGUGCAGCCUCCCCGACACCUCCUACGCUUUCCCUCUAGAUGACUCACCAGCUGGGGCCGAGGGCUCUGUGUUAAAGAGGAGCCCCGGCAGCGUCUGUGGCAAGACCAAUGGCUCCGACAUUAUCUCUGCCGCCUUCCUGGGCAGCUUGACCUCCUCCUCCUCCCUGUCCACAGACUUCAGCCGGGCUGCUGGAGAGAAGAAACUGACCACAUCCUGUUCGUACACUGAUAAACCCACACAGGCUGUGUCACCUAUUAAAUGUGGAAAGAGUUUGACACCAUUUGCCACUUCAGAGCUUUUCUCUACAGAGAUGCCUGACAAGAAUACAGCUGGACAGGUUGUGUCUCCGCAGCCAUUAUCUCCCCGUUCAGUAGCCAAGGACUCUCCUCCCCUGAUGGGCAGUGUACUCCUGAGGGCAGCCGAGCCGUCGCUUAGUGAAGCAUUCCAAAUGGAGCUGCACUCGAAGCUGGCAGCCUUUGACAGUGUGGACAGUCAUGAGCUGAAGGGAGACGACAGCGUACAGCAGGCACCAGCUGCCAGCAGCCACGAGCACCAGGGAGUCGUAGCUCCGGACUCUUCAAAGGACCUCACCCCUCGUUCCCUCAGCUCUACAGCCCCCACUACUGCCCCUCCGCCUCCCCCUCCUAAAAAUGCUGCCCGCAUGUUGGCCCUCGCCCUCGCCGAGUCGGCACAGCAGGUUUCAAUUCAGUCUCAGUCCCGAUCCUCUGAGCCCUCAACACCACUGUCCCCUUUGCAACCACAGCAGGCGUCCUCUGACAUCCAGGACCCACUGCAUCCACUGGCCCAGCAUUUUCAGACCUACUCUGAGGAGGGAGCAGGCAGGGGAAGUUCCCCACCACCUAACAGCACUGCUCCGACUGUCAUCCCAGCCCCAUCUUAUCCCCUCACCUCCAGUCCUACAAUCAAGCAGCAGCCACUAGACUUAACCAGCACGAUUAUCAAGCUAUCUGACAGUGCUAAGUCCUCUACAACUCCACCCGCUACACAGCCAGAAACAGACACCACUCCACCAGUCACUCUUCUUUACAAGUUUGCCCCGCUCUCAAGUUCAACCAGCCUGACUUCUCCAAUCAGGAAAAGUCCAGAAAGGCAGCAGCAGCCCGAGCAGCAUCCCACUCCAGCCACCACCCCCAGUGGCAACUGCAAAGACACUGGAGUCGUACCACAGCCUGUCCCUGAGAUUAAACCGGAAGAGACUGCCCCACCGCCAAUCCUCCCAAAACCAUCGGAGCAGCCACCCCCAAAAAUUAAAAAACCCAAAAGGCAUGCUGUCUCACUACCCCAGCAUCAAACACAGUCUCAGCAGCAGAGCCAAGCUCAGACACAGCCUUGUCUUCCAACACAGCAUCAACCUCAGACACAGCCUCAUCCACAGCCUCAUCCACAGCCGCAUCCACAGCCUCAUCCACAGCCUCAUCCACAGCCUCACAUGCAAUCUCAGACACCGGGUCAUCCCCAACCCCCACCUCAGCCCCCCUCGAAGGCCAGCGCAAGAGUGGUCCCCUCAUCUGCUGAGCCUGUUGAGAAGCCUUGGGAGGCCAUAAAGCCAGUACAGCCCUGUACAGAGUCUGCACAGUUCCAUGACGCAUAUGGACCAGGACCUGCACCUGCACCUCCAGCCCCUCCUGUCCGCACCAUAGAGAGCAAACUGGCCACAGCAGCACUCAGCCAAAGUGAAGCCUCUUACCACAUUCUGGGUGAAGGUCCUGUACCUGGCCAUCUGGAGGACGCUCUGCCUCACCAUCCUCUUUCUCCUCGUAAAUCUUCCACGCACCAGCCAGCCUUCCUGUACCACGCUAAAGGAGAGCCAGUCUUAAUUGAGCCUCCAGGAGCUGCAUACUACCACCCGAGGCCUGUUCCUUUGGGCCCGCAGUCCAUGCCACACCACUACCGGCCAGACAGCGUGCCCCCACACCUCUCCUUCGUGUCCAAAUCUGAGCCUCAGAUACCUUACAGUGCCCGAGUAGACAACAGAUACAGCACUUUAGGCCCCAGGUCCUACCACCACUCUAUAAAGUCUAGAGGAAACACCCGCAGUGUGUACGUGUCCCCAGGGCCAGGGCAUCAGGGUUAUAGCCAUGACCGGACCCAUGGCUAUCCCACCAUCCGCAGAGUGCACUCCCUCCAUGUUCCUUCCACUAUCCGCACAGUGCCCAUCCAAAGGACUGAAGUUCCUCCAGAUGACGAUAUGUUCUUCUACCACCGGCCCAUGUAUCCGUGUAAAGCAUACCAGCAGCCACCCACGCAGCAGUCCUCACAGGCAGACUACCACGUCACCCAGCUGCAGCCUUACUUUGAGAAUGGACGGGUUCAGUAUCGUUACAGCCCAUACUCCGGUUCGAGCCCUUUGGAGGCGCCUUACUAUGACAUUGACCCUUACGGCACCAUCCGAGUUCGGCACUUUCACUCCUUUGGCCGCGAACCGGGAGCUGUUGCUGGUCGACCGGGUGGAAAGGCCGCCGGGUACCACUACCUUGCUCGCCAUGUGCUCCCGCCCGGGAAGGAGCACAGUUUUGUGAGCAGGGACAUGCCCCCUGGUCAUGGGACCAAGGAAGCCGCUGCUUACCUCUCUUGGGACCCGGAGGAGUCGGAAAGGCUCCGCAUGCACUCCAUCCGCAGGGAGAGCAGAGCGAGACAGAAGAUCAAAGGCCCUGUCCUCUCUCAGUAUGACAACGUGGGCUUGUUUGCACCAGCAGAUAUAUCAGGCUAUGAGACCCUUCAUCUGCGCAGUAAAUCUGACCCAGGUAAAGCUGUGCUGGUUGCAGCCGACAGCAAAGACGGCCGCUACCUCCCCAGACAUAUGGUGUCAGACCCUGACGUCCUCAUGUACAUGGAGACCGACAAGCACGUCCAGGGCAGCGCGGGGGCUGACAAGUCAGACGGGCUGGCCAAGCAAAGCAGCUCCAAGAAAUGCCAAUCCUCUCACUCCCUUCCAGCGACUCUGAGCCACAGUCUCUCCCUUCAGCAGGAGAGCGGCCGACAUGAGGCCAAGUAUGAGACUGGAGAGGACAAGCAGACUGGAGAUAGCAGCAGGUCCAAACACUGGCAGCAGGAGUAUCCCAACAAGAGGAACUUCCAACCACGUUACGAGUGUCCUGAUUCCGACCACCACCAGAGCAAAGUGAAAACAUCAAGCGGCUACCACAAUACAGACGACCAGCCCUCGGCCCCCAGGGAACAACCCGCCCGCUCCAAACCAGAGCGAUCACACAGCGUCCGAGAGCAGCAGCAGCAGCAGCAGCAGCAGCAGCAGCAGCAGCACUACAGCCAGGGUAAGCCUGAGCUGGACAGAGACUACUCAUAUCAGAAGCCUGGCACUAAACCAACGCAAUCCCACUAUGAUAACUUGGACGAUUACCACCCAGUACCUCAGCCUCAGGCCCCUGCUCAAAAACGUGGAGGCUCCGGCUCGUAUCCCGCCCCAGGAUUCACAGCGAGCAACAGAGCAUACUCCACAGCACUGGGCCAGGGAGCCUUUAUCCAGACUGACCUGGCCAUGCAGAGGCCGGAGACAGAGAUCCGUACAGAAUGAAGCAUUUCGGGGGGGGGGAGUGUGUAAAAUUAUCUUUAGCUACGUAGAAGAAAGACUGUUGAGCUAUGGUUGAGCAGCCUCUGCAGGACAGUGGACUGUCGUAACACCAAUAUUUUUGCUCCUCUGUAUUUUUAAUGAAUUGUAAAAAAUUGUAAGACUUUUUACAGAAAGUCCUGAAUGUACCUGAAAUUAUUGUCCAAGAGGUCAUAUUAUUGUGAUUGAUUGAGACAAUAGCAGUCAUAAUUGUAUAUGAUAUGAAAGACGUAAGGUACUUUUACAGAAUCCACAAAAUGUAAAAUAUAUAUACAUAUGUGUGUGUAUAUAUACACAUAUAUAUGAAUAGAAUCACUAGUAAAAAAGGGAUUUUUAGUUGUAUUUUGUUUUUUCUUUUUAGGUGUGGCGCUGGGUAUAAGCAUCAACUGGGAUUUAGGUUUGCAUUUUAGAAAUGCAUGCACUCUCUUAUCUCUUACAGAACAGUUCUGUGUACUUCAUGAUCCAUUGUGUUUUAUCCUGGAUGUUACAGCACAAGUUAUCGAAGGAAGAUACAUGUAGGCCAUCACAUCCUCCCUCUGCUAACAUACACAAGUAGGCGGUAGGGUGUGUCCAUGUUUGUCUCAAAGAGUCCGACUGGGUGUGAGGUUUGUCGAGGAUCUGCAAUGGGUAACUUCAAGUUAAUAUAGUGGUUAUCAAUGUUUAAUUUUCUCUGUGACUGUGCCAUUUUAUGUAACUUUGCUAUAAACAGAUUUCAGUGACUUCUGACGGAAUGUUUUGGUACUUGUUUGUUCUUCAUUGGAAGAGGGACCAAACAACUUUGGCACAGUUGUUGCACAUAUGGGAUAAAGAGGUGAAGAUGGAUGAAUGCCUGUUGUACCUUUAUAGAUGUAUAAGCAGAAGUGUAAGAGGUUAUUUUUAUUUCCUUUUUUUCCCAUCACAUUCACGGUACUUUCAUGAACUGGACUGACUGAAUAAAGCUGAAAAUAUUGUCCUCUCAAACAACGUGGUAAAGAACAUGUUGCCGCUGAUUUUGUGGGGAAAACAACGUGGUGAUGAGCCUUAAAUUUUGUUCCUACAGACCAUAUUUUGUUUACUGUCAUUGUCGUUUCCCACCGUCAUAAUGCACAAACAUUGUGAUAACUAAGUUUAAGAUCAUUUUUGAUGAUUCUUGACCGUUCAGGGGUAACAGGUGACUACUGGGGUUACUUGGUUUUGUAUCACCUCACUGGUUCUGAUUUAAAACAAUGAGGGAGGGAAAUGUGUUUUUUUUUUAAGAUGUCUGGGGGCCAUUUAUUUUCAGGCUGGAAUUCAAUGUAUAGUACAUCCGUUUGGUAAUACACAACAUGCCCUUCUGGUUCAACAUGAUGUAUGGAUUACCAUAUGUUUCAGAUAUGUCCAAAUCCAGGUUGUACUCUGUAACUGUUUGACUUCUAUUUUCGCUUGCAGGUUUUGCUCCUCUUGCCUUAUCUAAAGCCUCUACCUUUUCAGAAGGGGCAUUAAAUUAAGGCACCAUGUACUUGAAUGUGAAAACACUCUUGUCUCAAACUAGAGCUAUCUAAAGUUAGAUAUGAAAUAAAUAAAACUGUUCAGGAAUAGCUAUAA
Messenger RNA from Acanthopagrus latus (yellowfin seabream), 8435 nucleotides. It is a transcript of the gene arhgap32b, whose product is annotated as Rho GTPase activating protein 32b. Bases 759 to 6839 code for a protein of 2026 amino acids. Gene Ontology annotation, biological process: small GTPase-mediated signal transduction. Gene Ontology annotation, molecular function: protein binding; phosphatidylinositol phosphate binding; GTPase activator activity. Gene Ontology annotation, cellular component: Golgi apparatus; cell cortex; nucleoplasm. The transcript has 25 exons. The record is from RefSeq and is a predicted model, not a curated record. Lineage: Eukaryota; Metazoa; Chordata; Actinopteri; Spariformes; Sparidae.